AACCUCCCAUAUAAAAAUUGAACGAUAUAAUUUCUUCUCCAUCAUUCUGUGUGCGACCCCAGUCUUACAGAGAACAUACCAGGUGCUCCAAUGGCUUCGAGCCAACGCCCCCUCCUCUCCCAUUCACCUUUGUCUCACCCAAUUAAAGAAACCUUCAUCUAGCAAAAGCACUUCAACCCCUGAAUGGAAUCCAUCAGAUUCAGCUUCUCAGCCGUUUUAUCUUGGAUCCCAUUACACUACAAGCCCAACUCUCCAAAUUAACGAAAGCCCAACUUAAACCCCCUUUUCAAUUUCAACAAUUUUCCAUAAAUUUUGUCCCUUUGAUUCUGCAUCCAUGGAAGAAAGGACUGUCUUGUUUGGGAAAUACGAGAUGGGGAGGCUUCUGGGCAAAGGGACCUUCGCGAAGGUCUACUAUGGCAGACAAAUCGCCUCCAACGAAAGCGUGGCGAUCAAAGUGAUCAGCAAAGACCAGGUGAAGAAAGAAGGCAUGAUGGAGCAGAUCAAGCGAGAGAUCGAAGUGAUGCGUUUAGUUCGUCACCCAAACAUCGUCGAGCUCAAGGAGGUCAUGGCCACCAAGACCAAGAUCUUCUUCGUCAUGGAGUACGUCAAGGGCGGCGAGCUCUUCGCGAAGGUCGCCAAGGGGAAGCUGAAGGAAGAUCAGGCCCGUAAAUACUUCCAGCAGCUGAUCAGCGCCGUCGAUUUCUGCCACAGCCGAGGCGUCUCCCACCGCGAUUUGAAGCCCGAGAAUCUGCUGGUCGACGAGAACGAAGAUCUGAAAAUCUCCGACUUCGGCCUCUCCGCCCUACCGGAGCAGCUCCGGAACGACGGCAUGUUGCACACCCAGUGUGGGACCCCUGCUUACGUGGCGCCGGAGGUCCUGAGGAAGAAAGGGUACGACGGAUCCAAGGCUGACAUCUGGUCCUGCGGCGUUGUGCUCUUCGUCUUGCUCGCUGGGUUUCUUCCCUUUCAGGACGAGAACCUCAUGAAGAUGUACAGGAAGGUUUUCAAAGCUGAAUUCGAGUGUCCGCCAUGGUUUUCGACCGAGGCGAAACGUCUGGUUUCGAAACUCCUGGUCUCCGACCCGGAGAAACGCAUCACCAUCCCUGCCAUCAUGCGCGUGCCUUGGUUUCGCAAGGGGUUCACGAGGCCCGUGGCGUUUUCGGUGCCCCAGGAACUUGUUUGUGAAAAGUCCGAAGAGGAAGAAGUGCAAAGCGAUGUUCAAAGGGACAAGUCGUCGUCGCCCAAGUUCUUGAACGCGUUCGAGUUCAUUUCGUCCAUGUCUUCCGGGUUUGAUUUGUCGAAUUUGUUCGAGAGGAAGCGGAAGGCGGGGUCCAUGUUCACGUCCAAGUGCUCAGCCACGGCGAUCAUGGCGAAGAUUGAGCUGGUUGCCAAGGGGCUGAGCUUCAAAGUGGCCAAGGUGAAGGACUUCAAGAUAAGGCUGCAAGGGCCCAAUGAGGGAAGGAAAGGGCGACUUUCGGUGACGGCAGAGGUGUUCGAGGUGGCGCCGGAGGUGGCGGUGGUGGAGUUUUUGAAAUCGGCCGGCGAUACUUUGGAGUAUGCUAAGUUCUGUGAGGAAGAUGUUAGGCCAGCAUUGAAAGACAUUGUUUGGACAUGGCAAGGUGACGGUGACGGUGACGGUAAAGCCGAGGGUGAUCAACAAGACUCAUGAUGAAAGAUUAAUGCUAAAACUUAAAGUUAAUAGUAACAAUCUUGGAAAUAUUGACCCUAAUUAGGGUUUUCGGUGUUCCACUUUUGUAGUUGAUUUUUACUUUUGGUUUUGGUUUUUUUGGUUUGUUUUGGGUUUAUUAGGAUUAGUUUGUACAUAUUUUUGUGAUUAGCAUGCUAAUUAGUAUGUGAGUUUUGAAUACAAGUUUGGAUGGAGGUUUAUACAAUGAAAGCAUGAGGCAGCUGUUUUUGUUU
This is a messenger RNA of Prunus avium (sweet cherry), 1920 nucleotides long. RefSeq names its product CBL-interacting serine/threonine-protein kinase 5. Gene Ontology annotation, molecular function: ATP binding; protein serine/threonine kinase activity. The record is from RefSeq and is a predicted model, not a curated record. Lineage: Eukaryota; Viridiplantae; Streptophyta; Magnoliopsida; Rosales; Rosaceae. Gene Ontology annotation, biological process: signal transduction; protein phosphorylation.